Molecule: messenger RNA, 1216 nt
Organism: Olea europaea var. sylvestris
Lineage: Eukaryota; Viridiplantae; Streptophyta; Magnoliopsida; Lamiales; Oleaceae
Product: putrescine hydroxycinnamoyltransferase-like
Exons: 1
Molecular function (GO): acyltransferase activity, transferring groups other than amino-acyl groups
Source: RefSeq, a predicted model, not a curated record
CUUCUCAAUGAUGAGGGUGUUAAGUUUGUUGAGGCAUCGGUAGAUCGCUCUCUUGAUCAGGUGAUGCCCUUUAGACCUUCGGCAUCUUUGCUAAGCCUUCACCCUAGCCUCGAGGGUGUGGUGGAGCUUGUUCAAGUUCAACUUACAACCUUUAUAUGUGGCUCGUUGGUUGUUGGAUUCACCGCAAACCACCUCGUGGCUGAUGGACACUCGACUAGCAAUUUCUUGGUUGCUUGGGGCCAAGCUUGUCGAGGACUCGAAAUUAAUCCACUCCCUUUGCAUGAUCGCACAAUAUUCUCCCCACGAGACCCUCCUAUAUUCGAGUUCGAGCAUAAAGGAUUUGAAUAUAUCAACAAAAAACUAAAGAAAGUUUAUCCUCUAAUCCAUAACGGUGUCGAUGACAUUGUGGCUCACAAAGUUCAUUACUCGACAGCAUUUCUUGCCAAGCUUAAGUCCAAGGCUUCUUCAUUGAAUGGAAACAACAAGCCAUUCAGUACUUUUGAGAGCCUUUUGGCACAUCUUUGGAGAACCAUAACAAGGGCCCGUAGUCUAAGUGAGCAUGAAGUCACCCAAGUGAGAAUAUCUGUCGACGGACGCCACCGGCUAAACCCUAAAGUUCCAAACUACUUUGGAAAUUUGGUACUUUGGGCAUUUCCAAAAGCCAAAGUGAAUGAUCUUUUAAACCAGCCUUUACCCUAUGCAACAAAGCUCAUUCAUGAUGCAGUCGUAAAUGUGAAUGACAAUUAUUUCAAAUCGUUCAUCGACUUCGCAAAUCAUAAGGUAAAAGAGGAAGAACUUGUUCCAAAUGCAGUGGCUGAUACAGAAGAGUCCAUAUUAUGGCCUAAUUUGGAGGUUGAUAGCUGGCUAAGGUUUCCAUUUUAUGAGCUAGAUUUUGGAUGUGGAGGGCCUUAUAUUUUCAUGCCCUCUUUCUUCCCAACAGAGGGCAUGAUAUUUCUUCUUCCAUCCUUCAUACAAGAUGGAAGCAUAGAUGUCUUCGUUCCUCUCUUCAGGGACAAUUUAGAAACCUUCAAACAAAUUUGCUAUUCUCUAGACUAGAUUCAUUAAUUACUGCAUGCAUAAAUCACACACAAAAAGUUAAUUUUGUUUUUCAAUCUUUUUUGCUUUCAAAUUAUUUGGAAGUGGGACAGAAGUUACAUAUAUCAUAUAUGUGUUUUGUAAUUUUUUAAAUCAUAAUGGAAAUAAUUUCGUUACAGCA